This is a messenger RNA of Necator americanus (New World hookworm), 261 nucleotides long. RefSeq lists its product as uncharacterized. The record is from RefSeq and is a predicted model, not a curated record. NCBI's taxonomy places the organism in Eukaryota, Metazoa, Nematoda, Chromadorea, Rhabditida, Ancylostomatidae. The coding region runs from base 1 to 261 and encodes 86 amino acids. The transcript has a single exon.
AUGGGCAUGGAAGUCCUGUCCAACUUCGCUAUCUAUGACAUCAUGCGAAGAGCAGUCGAUCAGUAUUCUGCCGCCAUCAUCUUACCAACGUCAGGGUGCCCCAUGACUGGUCUCGAGUAUGUCGACGAUGUUGUUAUAUUCGCGGAAAGUGGUGCGAAACUUCAACAUGUUGUCAAGCUUGUGUCGAAGCUGGCUGCAGUCCAUGGACUACAUCUACGCCCUAAUAAAUGUGAACAGAUGUGGAUCCCUUCGAGACCAUGA